AUGGCAAGGAAGCCAACAAAUUCAUUGAUGGAGAGUUCAUGGAUUAUGGUCACAGCCAUGAUUAUGUUGUCUUCUUGUUCCUCGAAUCUGUUGGUUCGUGGUGGAGAGACAUUAUGGAAGCCGACAUGGACAAAGGAAGCAGCAAAAGAAGCAGAGAUUGUGGCAGGCAUAGGAUGUUCUGGACAUGGAAGAGCCUACUUGGAUGGUUUGGUUCUUAAAGGCCAUCACUUGCCCGUUUGUGACUGCAAUCCUUGCUAUUAUGGCCCUAGCUGUUCCCAGUUUCAAUCCAAUUGCUCUGCAAAUGCUGGAAGUGGGGAUCCGUAUUUCUUGGAGCCAUUCUGGAUGAGACAAGCAAAAGAGAGUGCAAUAUUAGUAUCAGGUUGGCACAGAAUGGGAUAUACGUACAGUGAUGGAUCUUACAUCUCAGAAGUGCUUGUGAAGUACAUUCAAAAAUUGCAUAAAACGGUUCGUAACGCAGAGACUGAUGGGCGGUUCAUUAUAUUUGGGGCUGGUUCUACUCAGCUCCUCAAUGCUGCCGUUUAUGCCUUCUCUCCCAAUUCUUCUUCUUUGCAUUCUCCUGCCAAAGUGGUUGCCACAGCUCCAUAUUACCCUGUCUAUAGACAACAAACGGAGCUUUUUAAUUCAUUGGAUUAUAGAUACGAAGGUGACACGUCCUUAUGGAAGAAUUUGUCAGAAAACAAGAACAUCAGAUUCAUUGAGUUUGUGACCUCACCAAACAACCCAGAUGGACGAUUGAUGAAGGCUGUUCUUCGUGGAUCUAAUGUUAAGACUGUUAAUGAUCAUGCUUAUUAUUGGCCACACUUCACUCCUAUUCCUUCUCCUGCUGAUCAGGAGCUCAUGAUCUUCACUAUCUCCAAGCUCACUGGCCAUGCAGGCUCUAGAUUUGGGUGGGCACUGGUAAAGGAUGAGGCAAUAUACCAAAAGAUGUUGACAUAUUUGGACUUGAACACCAUGGGAGUUUCUCGAGAGUCUCAGUUGAGAGCUUUGAAGCUUCUUGAUGUGCUUCUUGAAGAAGGAGACGGCAGAAAAAUAUUCAAGUUUGGAUAUUCAACAAUGAAAAACCGAUGGAUAAAACUAAGACAGAUCUUGUCCAAAUCAAGACGAUUUUCUCUGCAGAAAUUAACUCCCAAUUACUGCUCCUUUUUCAAAAGGGUUAGGGACCCCACACCAGCAUAUGCAUGGUUGAAGUGCGAGAGAGAGGAAGAUAAAGAUUGCUAUGCAGUUCUUAAAGCAGCCAAAAUAGAUGGUCGUCCAGGAAGUAUGUACAGUGCCAACGGUAGUUACGUUCGUUUAAGUCUCAUCAGAAGCCAAGAUGACUUUGACAUACUCAUCAACCACCUCCAAAACCUCCUCGCUAAAUCUUAUUAG
Neltuma alba is the source of this 1389-nucleotide messenger RNA. RefSeq names its product tryptophan aminotransferase-related protein 4-like. Gene Ontology annotation, molecular function: carbon-sulfur lyase activity; transaminase activity. The record is from RefSeq and is a predicted model, not a curated record. Gene Ontology annotation, biological process: amino acid metabolic process. Lineage: Eukaryota; Viridiplantae; Streptophyta; Magnoliopsida; Fabales; Fabaceae. The transcript is spliced from 5 exons. Bases 1 to 1389 code for a protein of 462 amino acids.